GUGACAUUAGUUGUGUGAACAUAUCUAAACAGUUUAAACAAUUUGAAAGAAGAUCACUAGUAACAAAAUGAAAGUAUUCAUUGUUUUGGCCAUGCUCUUAGCUGCUGUCUGCGCUGUACCCCAAUUUGGCUUUGGUAGCCCCUAUGGUGGUGGCGGCUUUGGACGUCCCGGUUUUGGUGGUGGCUACGGUGGCGGUUUUGGCCGUCCUGGAUUUGGUGGCGGCUAUGGUCGUCCAGGUUUCGGUGGUGGCUACGGUGGAGGUUUUGGCCGUCCCGGUUUCGGUGGUCCCGGAUUCGGAGGUCCUGGUUUCGGUGGUGUCGGCGGUGGCUCCUCAUCUGCCUCUGCUUCUUCCAGUGCUAGCUCUGCUGGCAAUGGUUUUGGCGGUGCUGGUUCAGCUUCAGCUUCUGCAUCCGCAUCAGCUGCUGGUGGCGGUGGUUUCCGCGGUCAUCAGUUUAGUUUUGUCCAUUCGAAACACCAAACAGUAGUCAUAAUGAAAGUAUUUGUUGCUCUUGCCGUUUUAGCCGUGUGUUCCCAAGCCCAAGGUCAACGUCUUGGCUUCGGUGGUGCCAAUGCCAAUGCUGCUGCUAGUGCUAACGCAGCUGCUAAGGGUGGUGCCGGUGGUUUUGGCGGUCUAGGCGGUUUUGGUGGUGCUAAUGCUGGUGCCAAUGCUAACGCUAAUGCUGGAGCUGUUGGUGGCGGUUUGGGUGGUGGUUUCGGCCGUCCCGGUUUCGGAGGUCCCGGUUUGGGAGGCGGUUUAGGCGGUGGUUUCGGUGGUGCCAAUGCCGGUGCUAAUGCUAACGCUAAUGCUGGAGCUGUUGGUGGCGGUUUGGGUGGUGGUUUGGGAGGUGGUUUCGGCCGCCCCGGUUUGGGUGGCGGCUUCGGCGGUGCUAAUGCCGGUGCUAAUGCUAAUGCCAACGCUGGUGCUACUGGUGGUGCUUUCGGUGGUCGCCGUCCCGGUUUGGGAGGUUUGUUGGGCGGUGGAUUAGGUGGCGGUCUCGGUGGUGCUAACGCUGGAGCCAAUGCUAACGCUAAUGCUGGUGCUACCGGUGGUGGUUUCGGUGGUCUUGGCGGUGGUCUUGGUGGUGGUCUUGGUGGUGGUUUCGGUGGUGGUUCUUCCUCCGCUUCUUCCUCAGCUUCUGCUUCCUCUACCGCUGGUGGUCGUGGUGGUUUGGGUGGUUUCGGUGGUGCCAAUGCUGGCGCUACUGCUAAUGCCAAUGCCAACACCCUUGUCCGCGGUUAAGCUCUAGUCCUAAUUGUUGUCUAAUGUUAAGACUAAUUUAUUACGAAAAAAAAAAAUUUGAAAAAAUACAUAAAAAAAAACUAAUAAAAAUAAAUUUUAAAUGGAA
This is a messenger RNA of Lucilia sericata (common green bottle fly), 1346 nucleotides long. RefSeq names its product glycine-rich cell wall structural protein-like. The transcript is spliced from 2 exons. Lineage: Eukaryota; Metazoa; Arthropoda; Insecta; Diptera; Calliphoridae. The coding region runs from base 68 to 1240 and encodes 390 amino acids. The record is from RefSeq and is a predicted model, not a curated record.